Molecule: messenger RNA, 899 nt
Organism: Cryptomeria japonica (Japanese cedar)
Lineage: Eukaryota; Viridiplantae; Streptophyta; Pinopsida; Cupressales; Cupressaceae
Exons: 1
Coding region: 221-571 (116 amino acids)
Source: RefSeq, a predicted model, not a curated record
CAUUGCCUUCGUUCCGACGGUACAUGGUGGACAACGUAACACGAGCACAAGUAAAAAUGUAUUACAGGUAGUUCUGUUCUUGUGGAAGUUGCGAAAAUCUGACGUAUAUUAGAUGAAAGGGCUGUGUUCUCCAAUUUAAACCCGGUCAUGGAAAUUCAAAAUUCCUUGUGACUUCAAAUCCUGAAGAUUUUGAAUACUCUGGCACGAACAGGAAUAUAGAAUGGCCGCAUCAGGGAGGCCCAAGGCAAAGCCAAGAUUUGACCCAUCAAUUCUGAAUCAAGCGAAGUCGAAAUCAUGCGAUGCAGUUAUGGAGGAAACCGAGAAGGCAAUCACGGCUGUAGAGUACGCGCAGGCUUCCUUCUGUCUGGAAGGAGUUCUCUUUACUUACAAUGCAGAGGAGGCAGACCGAGCUUACAGAUCAGCUUGCGCUGCGAUUGCGCGGGGUGACUUUGAUUUAGGUAUGAAGUAUUUGCAGACUGCAUUGAAUAAAUGUCCUCCUCAGAAGCCUAACGCUAUCUCAAAGAUUAAAACGCUCAUUGCUCAUAUCAAGCAACAACCACGAAAAAGUUAAGAAUUUACAGAAUUAAUUCAUUUGGAGACAUAAUAUGUCCACAGUUCAUGGCAGUGUUCGUGCUUUUCUAGCUUAAUCGGCGUAGUGUUUCUUACCUGCGUUAGGGUUUCUUCUGUGUAAUUUAUGUAAAAUAUGAGCUUAUAUUGAAGCUGUGAUCUAAGCAAGGGUUUACUCUCUGAGUUUUUUGCUACAUCCAAGUUAGCGUCAAAAUUAUCCUAGUCAUGUUUUAUAGAUGUAAAUUUUCUGAACUUUAAUGUUCGCCUAAUAUUUUUACAUCCACGAGAAAAAAUUAAGAAGUUAGAAGAUUAAUUCUUAAUUCUUUUGGAGA